GUGAGUUAUGCUCAUCAUAUAUCAACCUCGCUGACCCCUUUUUCCAUAAUUUCUCUUAGGUCCCCCGACUGCCGGAGGCACGCGCGCGCUCCCUCUUCCAGAGCAUGAGAUGGGGAAGGGGCCCUCCACACUUCUUUGAGGGCAAGCAGCGCGCUGGGAGGGGGUGGGAUGCUGGAUCAGGCUGAGACGCCGAAGGCAUACGCGCGCUGCUUCGGGCAAGAGAGCCGACGGGGGAGAGGACUCGCCCCGCAUCACGCCGAGUGGGAGUGAUAUGCGGAGGCACUGUGACGCGGGAGGGGCGAGAUUAUCGGAUUUUAAGACGACUUUUCGCCGACCCCGAGCCGCCGGAGGCAUGCGCGGGGUCCCUCGGCGAAAGAUGCGACGAGGGCAGGCCGCCCUCCCUUCCCUUCCUCAAAAACUGACAAACCGAACAUCACGCGACCAUUGACCAACGUUUUGGUGAGGUCGAGCCGCCGGAGGCGCGCGGGCACCCCUGGUGAAGGCCGCGAAGAGGGCGGGGGCCCUCGCUCUUCUCUCCGACCUGAGUCAGGUUGGGGGUACCUUGACCUUGUGUAUGAUGUCUUUUUGCGGAGCCUGAGCCGCCGGAGGCGUGAGGGGCAUCCCUCGAGGGGGGAUGCGACGAGGGUGGGGGAUCCCUCCAUCCGCUGAUCUCAAGGCCCCCCUUCGCAUGAUUUUGAGUGACUUCAAGCGUAUUUGAGAAACCGGAGGUGAGCGCGGGCCCCCUCGUUAAGGAGUGCGACGAGGACCUUGAGACAAU
Molecule: messenger RNA, 778 nt
Organism: Schizophyllum commune H4-8
Lineage: Eukaryota; Fungi; Basidiomycota; Agaricomycetes; Agaricales; Schizophyllaceae
Exons: 4
Coding region: 272-448 (58 amino acids)
Source: RefSeq, a predicted model, not a curated record